Molecule: messenger RNA, 4234 nt
Organism: Mesocricetus auratus (golden hamster)
Lineage: Eukaryota; Metazoa; Chordata; Mammalia; Rodentia; Cricetidae
Gene: Itga9
Product: integrin subunit alpha 9
Exons: 28
Coding region: 196-3306 (1036 amino acids)
Biological process (GO): cell-cell adhesion; cell-matrix adhesion; cell adhesion mediated by integrin
Cellular component (GO): integrin complex; external side of plasma membrane
Molecular function (GO): integrin binding
Source: RefSeq, a predicted model, not a curated record
AGAGCGCAGACCUCUCCGCGGGGAUCAAGAGGACGCGGCGCGCUGGCGGCCGCCCCUGGCCUCGCUCCGGCUCGCACUGCGGCGCAUCGCUGCGUCCCGGGCUCCGACUCGGAGCGCACAGCUCGCGCCCUGGGCAGCGGCGCGUCCCGGGAGCCCCGACUGCGGGGCAGGGCGCAGGGCGGCGGCCGGCUGGGGAUGGGCGGCCCGGCUGCGGCGUGGACGGGCGCCGGGGGGCUCCGAGCGCUGCUGCUGGCGCUGGUGGCCGCGGGGGUCCCGGCAGGCGCCUACAACCUCGACGCGCAGCGCCCGGUGCGCUUCCAGGGCCCGGCGGGUUCCUUCUUCGGCUACGCGGUGCUGGAGCACUUCCACGACAACACGCGCUGGGUCCUUGUGGGUGCACCGAAGGCAGAUUCUAAAUAUAGCGCUUCAGUGAAGUCCCCCGGAGCUGUGUUUAAGUGCCGCAUCCACACCAACCCUGACCGGAGAUGCACCGAACUGGACAUGGCUCGAGGGAAGAACAGGGGUGCGCCCUGUGGGAAGACCUGCAGGGAAGACCGAGAUGAUGAGUGGAUGGGGGUUAGCCUGGCCAGGCAGCCCAAAGCAGAUGGCCGUGUUCUGGCCUGUGCCCAUCGCUGGAAGAACAUCUACUAUGAAACUGACCACAUCCUGCCCCAUGGAUUCUGCUACCUCAUCCCGUCCAACCUCCAGGCCAAAGGCAAGGUGCUGAUCCCCUGUUACGAAGAGUAUAAGAAGAAGUACGGGGAGGAACAUGGCUCCUGCCAGGCCGGGAUGGCAGGCUUCUUCACUGAGGAACUGGUGGUCAUGGGUGCCCCAGGCUCAUUUUAUUGGGCUGGGACGGUCAAGGUGCUGAAUCUGACUGACAACACAUACUUUAAGCUGAACGACGAUGUGAUUAUGAACAGGCGGUAUACCUACCUAGGCUAUGCAGUGACUGCCGGCCACUUCUCUCAUCCGUCCAUCACCGACGUGGUAGGAGGCGCCCCACAGGAUGAAGGCAUCGGAAAGGUUUAUAUAUUCAGAGCUGACCGGAGAUCAGGGACCCUUGUAAAGAUUUUCCAGGCUUCAGGAAGAAAGAUGGGCUCUUACUUCGGCUCCUCCUUGUGUGCAGUUGACCUGAACAUGGACGGCCUCUCUGACCUGCUCGUGGGGGCCCCCAUGUUUUCUGAGGUCAGAGAUGAAGGGCAGGUUACUGUCUACCUCAGCAAAGGAAAUGGAGUCCUUGAGGAACAGCUGUCCCUGGCUGGAGAUGGUGCCUACAAUGCUCACUUUGGGGAGAGCAUCGCCAGCCUGGGUGACCUUGAUGAUGACGGGUUCCCAGAUGUGGCUGUCGGCGCACCCAAGGAGGAUGACUUUGCUGGUGCGGUCUACAUCUAUCACGGUGAUGCCAGUGGGAUUGUCCCCCAGUACUCGAUGAAACUGUCCGGGAGGAAGAUAAACCCAAUCCUGCGGAUGUUUGGGCAGUCCAUCUCAGGGGGCAUUGACAUGGACGGGAAUGGCUAUCCUGAUGUCACCAUCGGAGCCUUCCUGUCCGACAGCGUGGUCCUCCUCAGGGCCAGACCGGUCAUCACUGUAGAUGUGUCCAUCUUCCUCCCAGGCUCCAUCAACAUCACGGCACCUCAGUGUCAUGACGGACAGCAGCCUGUGAACUGCCUAAAUGUCACCGUGUGUUUCCGGUUCCAUGGCAAGCAUGUGCCAGAAGAAAUCGAUCUGAGCUACAACCUGACGGCUGACGUGGCCCAGAAGGAGAAGGGCCAGCUGCCCAGAGUGUAUUUUGUGUUGCUGGGAGAGACUGCCAGCCAGGUCUCAGAGAAGCUGCAGCUGACCCACAUGGAUGAGACGUGCCACCACUACCUGGCCCAUGUCAAGCGGAGGGUCCAGGAUGUCAUCAGCCCCAUCGUGUUUGAAGCUGCCUACAGCCUGGGUGUGCACCAGACUGCUGAGGAGGAGCGGGAGCUGCCCGAUCUGACCCCCGUGCUACGCUGGAAGAAGGGGCAAAAGAUCGCCCAGAAGAAUCAGACGGUUUUUGAAAGGAAUUGCCGGUCUGAGGAUUGUGCGGCCGACCUGCAGCUUCGGGGGAAACUGCUGCUUUCUAGUGUUGAUGAGAAAACCCCAUACCUAGCUUUGGGGGCUGUGAAGAAUAUCUCUCUAAACAUCUCCAUCUCCAACCUUGGGGACGAUGCCUAUGAUGCCAAUGUGUCCUUCAACGUUUCCCGGGAACUCUUCUUCAUCAACAUGUGGCAGAAGGAGGAGAUGGGUGUUUCCUGUGAGCUGCUGGAAUCGGACUUCCUCAAGUGCAGUGUGGGAUUUCCUUUCAUGAGGUCAAAGUCCAAGUACGAGUUCAGUGUCAUCUUUGACACAAGCCACCUGUCCGGGGAGGAGGCAGUUCUCAGCUCCAUCGUGACCGCUCAGAGUGGAAACGUGGAGCGCUCCGAGGCCCUGCACGACAACGCUCUCACUCUGACCGUGCCGCUGGUGCACGAAGUGGACACGUCCAUCACUGGAAUUGUGUCCCCAACGUCCUUUGUGUAUGGUGAGUCUGUGGAUGCAUCCAACUUCCUUCAGCUGGAUGACCAGGAGUGUCAUUUCCAACCCCUCAACAUCACUCUCCAGGUCUACAACACGGGUCCGAGCACCCUUCCUGGGGCAUCUGUCAGCAUCUCCUUCCCCAGCCGGCUGUCACCUGGUGGUGCAGAGAUGUUUCAGGUCCAGGACAUGGUGGUGAGCCAAGAGAAGGGCAACUGCUCUUUCCAAAGGAACCCAACACCCUGCAUCAUCCCUCAAGAACAAGAAAAUAUCUUCCAUACCAUAUUUGCUUUCUUCACCAAAUCUGGAAGGAAAGUGUUGGACUGUGAAAAGCCAGGGAGUUUCUGUCAAACAGUGCGCUGCAAUCUUAGCGCUCUCCCUAGAGAAGAGAGCCGCACCAUCGACCUGUACAUGCUGCUGAACACGGAAAUACUGAAAAAGGACAGUUCCUCUGUCAUCCAGUUCAUGGCUCGAGCCAAGGUGAAGGUGGAUCCCGCCCUGAGAGUGGUAGAGAUACCUAACGGGAACCCAGAAGAGACUCUGGUGGUCUUCGAGGCCUUGCACAACCUGGAGCCCCGUGGCUACGUGGUGGGGUGGAUCAUCGCCAUCAGUUUGCUGGUGGGAAUCCUCAUCUUCCUGCUGCUGGCUGUGCUGCUGUGGAAGAUGGGCUUCUUCCGCAGAAGGUACAAAGAGAUCAUCGAAGCCGAGAAAAACCGGAAAGAGAAUGAAGAUGGUUGGGACUGGGUCCAGAAAAACCAGUGACCCGUCAUGCCAGUCAUGUGAUGCCCUCAUGUUCCCAUCACCAGCCUGUGGUCCCUGAUCUUUGUAUCUUCCAUAUUUGGAAGAAAGAAAUCUUCUCCAGAUUUUUCGGAGGCCCCACUGAUGCUGUUCUCUUCCUCAUCCUGUCAAGCCCGGUGCCGACCUGAGAUGGCCACCUCCAGCCAGGUCACGUGACUGGGGCCACCACCACUUCCCAUUACAGACAAACUCAGAACUUCGGAAAGACAAGCUACAGAGCAAAGCCAUAUUUAUGGAUACAACAUUGCGUGGUCAACCCUCAGGGGAAAACUGUUACCUAAAAGUAUUUUUUAUAAGUGUAAGCAUUUUAUAUUGACCGUGUCUUUAUAUUUGUAUCGAUGUUUUAUUGUUUCUAUUAAAUAGUUCUAUAAUUCACUCAAGCACUGAAAUCUUGGACACAUAUGUACCUGCAUACAAAUUUUAAAAGAGAAAGAACUUAUUGUACUUUGGAACUUGCUGUUUAAAAAAAUGCAGAUAAAGUAAACUGAAGAGACCUCAUGAAAUGAAUCCAACAAGCUUGGAGUACUGCAAAAGGCACCAUGGAUAUGGCAAGACCACCUAAGACAUUUGCAAUUGUUAGCACCUGUUCAGAGCACUUGAAGAAGUAUCAGUGCUUUCUCUUGCGGACCUCUUGCUGGGAUGAAACAGGAGCUGGGAUGAAAAGCUUGUUUUCCUCACUGCGGAUGCUCUGUACCUCCCUGACGCAUGCAGCAAGCACUUCGCCCUCUGGAGUCAGCAAGCGCUGGAUAGACUACUGGUCAACCUCAGAAUAACAUCUCAUCCCAGACACUGUGCGCCAGGAUUCAAAGCCCAGGACUGAAGCUGUGCUCUCUCAGCAAAGACCUGUGUCUGUGUGUAUAUGGUGUUACCUUGCAAUGUAACUUCAGUUCAA